Molecule: messenger RNA, 2734 nt
Organism: Hypanus sabinus (Atlantic stingray)
Lineage: Eukaryota; Metazoa; Chordata; Chondrichthyes; Myliobatiformes; Dasyatidae
Gene: etfa
Product: electron transfer flavoprotein subunit alpha
Exons: 12
Coding region: 92-1099 (335 amino acids)
Cellular component (GO): mitochondrion
Molecular function (GO): flavin adenine dinucleotide binding; electron transfer activity
Source: RefSeq, a predicted model, not a curated record
CGGGGCUCGGUUGCGCCAAUCGGAGCGGUCUCGCCUAGCUGGCCAAGGUCUCGCGUGAUCUGGGUCAGGGCCACUGCUGCCGCAAGGGAAGAUGCUCCGAGUAUUUGCGCCGCGUCGAGGCCUAACGUGGGCGGGGAUCUGCCAUCUGCAGCGACUUCAGAGCACCCUUGUACUAGCAGAGCACAAUAAUGAGAAGCUGACCCCAAUUACCCUCAAUGCCAUUACAGCUGCUAAGCAGCUGGGUGGAGAUGUAACCUGCUUAGUUGCUGGAACAGACUGUAGCAAGGUGGUGGAAGAGGUCAGCAAAGUGCAGGGGGUAAAGAAGAUUUUAGUGGCACAGAAUGAUGUAUUCAAAGGUUUGCUACCAGAGGAACUGACACCCCUUGUUCUGGCUACACAAAAACAAUUUAAAUUCACACAUAUCUGUGCAGGGGCCUCUGCCUUCGGAAAGAAUCUUGUACCUAGAAUAGCUGCUAAGCUUGAUGUUGCUGCUAUCUCUGAUAUCAUUGGAAUUAAAUCUUCCGACACAUUUGUCAGAACCAUCUAUGCAGGAAAUGCUCUGUGCACAGUGAAGUCUAGCGAUGAAGUGAAAGUGUUCUCUGUGCGAGGUACAGCUUUUGAAGCCGCUGCUACGAAUGGAGGAGAAGCACAUUCCGAGGAAGUUCAAGCCCCACCUGCAGCCGGAUUGUCUAAAUGGAUGGGACAAAGUCUGUCUAAAAGUGACCGUCCAGAACUAACUGGUGCCAAAAUUGUUAUAUCUGGGGGCCGUGGAUUAAAAAGUGGAGACAACUUCAAGUUAUUGUAUGACUUGGCUGAUAAGUUACAUGCUGCUGUUGGUGCUUCUCGAGCCGCAGUGGAUGCAGGAUUUGUGCCGAAUGAUUUGCAAGUUGGACAGACUGGGAAGAUUGUGGCACCUGAGCUCUAUAUUGCUGUUGGGAUUUCAGGAGCAAUUCAGCAUCUAGCAGGAAUGAAGGAUAGCAAGACCAUUGUAGCCAUUAACAAGGAUCCAGAAGCUCCCAUCUUCCAGGUGGCAGACUAUGGGCUGGUGGCAGAUCUCUUCAAGGCUGUCCCAGAGAUGACUGCUCUUCUGGAUAAAUAAUUCUAAGGCUUUACAGUUUGGUCAAAUGGAUACCGGAUCGUGAAUUGGACCUGUACAACGUGCAUAUGAUGUGCUGACAAUGCAUCUAUUAAUACGAACAUUACUUUGAUGCACAUGGUGUCCGUCUCUAUCAAUGCAAUCAACUGAUUCUCCUUGAUUUACUUUAUCACCCAUUAGAUUGAAGUUUUGAAUUUGAAUACUACUUGUUUUUGCACCAUUCCAAGAAAUCGGUGCCCACAUCCACUAGCCCUGGAUCCUGUCAAACCUACUUUGGUGAUAAUUCUUGAGUGUGCUUGAAGGGUUUCUGAAACUGCGAUCUUCCUUUUAGAGUAAACUCAGCAUUUUCCUAACAAACUCUAGCAAACAAUUUAAGAAUACCAGGAAAUUUUUGGGUUGCUCUCAAGGACAUUUAGAACAAGAGCAUUAAUUUUCAUUUGAUAACACAAGCAUCAGCAAUGGCAUUUAAGGGUAUAUUUUGGGUCUGGUAUUCACAUCUCAUUGAUAACACUAUGGGGAGAGGUUUGGAUUAUUGAAGGCUAUUGCACUGCUCUGGCCACAAGAGCAAGAUGCCCUAUCACAAUUCAGAAGUCCUAUAGAAAGCUCCAUAAAUAGUAUUGCACUGCAGGAAGACACUGCAGCUCAGCUGAACCUCCAUGACAAACAUCAGUUAUUUGGUUACUGUGGGAAAACAAUUGCAGAAAAGUGCAGAAUAGCCAAGAGCCAAGACAGUUCUGUUGGGAAAAGCUUGAGAUCUGGUGAUGUAAGGACACAGUUGUGCUGCAGGGUUUCUAGAAGGAACUGCAGAAGGAACAAGAAGGAAACCAAGAAAUUGAUUGUUAAAUAAUUUAAGAAAAAUUUAUCCUUUGCAAAUUUCAUGGUAACUAGCCAAAUAACUAUCUGGAAAUAAACUGUAUGGCUACUCUUGUGUAUCUGUUCUCACGUAAUUAGUACCACCAACACACAAAUAAAGCGACUUGUUAUUUACCAAGUAUCACCAGACACUACAGGCUUAAAUAGUCAUACUCAGCACAGAAACAGGCCCUAUAAUGCAUCUAUCUGUGCCAAAUUAUUAAUCUGCCUAGUCCUUUUGACCUGCAUUUGAACCAUAGCCUUGCAUGCUCCUCCCAUCCAUGUAACUAUCCAGCUUUAUCUUAAAUAUUGAAAUCGAGUUCACAUCCACUACUUCUGCUAGCAACUCAUUCCACACUCUCACCAACCUCUGAGUGAAGAAGUUCUCCUCAUGUUCCCCUUAAAUAUUUCACCUUUCACACUUAACCCAUGACCUCUACUUGUAGUCUCACCCAACCUUUGUGGACAAAGCCUGCUUGCAUUUACCCUAUAUAUAACCCCUCAUAAUUUUGUAUAUCAAAUCUCCCCUCAGUCCUCUACAUUCUAGGGAAUAAAAUCAUCAUCUAUUCAACCUGUCCCUAUAAUUCAGGUCCUCAAGUCCUAUCAAUAUCCUUGUAACUUGGAGAAAAAUGGAAGGAGUAAUUGCAGCUGGUGAUCAGCAGAUGGGGUCCAAAUAUAGGAGACUUCAUGUGGAAUUUUGCCUUAUUCCCUCAAGAGUUUUUAUAUGCAGCUCAAUUAGAUUGUCUCUUACUUUGUUGAACCCAUUAAAAAAAGUUUUAAGACACA